AUGGCUAUUUGGGAAGAUCAAUUUGCGCGUGGAAAGCGUGAGCUACACAACACUACGCAAAAAUACUUAAUAUCAAAUGAUCUGGAAUCGGGUUACGGGAAUGCUAGGCAUCCGAAUGACAUGACCGCCGGUGAGCUGUAUUUAGCUAUGGAGAAUCUGUUGGAAGCCAAUGGCAUUGAUAAAACGUGUCUAAUGCGCAGUGUUUGUGAGUUGGCCCACCAUCCUAUUAGUGAAGAUCAUGGCUAUAGCUACCAUCUUCUUGCCAAACUACUGACGUUUAUUCUGACGCCCUCGCAGCAUGAUGGUUUCGAUGAAAAUGAGAAAGAAUGUCGGGAUAGAUAUGAGCAUGCGGAGCAAGUGGGCUUCCUAUCUGGAAAUUGUGAACAAAUGUUUCCCUACUGUGAGGUGAACUUGUUGGAGUCCAUAACAAAAUUUAUAUGA
Molecule: messenger RNA, 441 nt
Organism: Scaptodrosophila lebanonensis
Lineage: Eukaryota; Metazoa; Arthropoda; Insecta; Diptera; Drosophilidae
Exons: 2
Coding region: 1-441 (146 amino acids)
Source: RefSeq, a predicted model, not a curated record